GGUCCCCGCGCGCGAGCCGCCGCUGACAUCACCAGGCCUGAGGCGGCGGCGGCGCCCCCGGCCCAGCCCGCAGCCCCCCUCGGCACAGGCGCCGCCGCGGGGCCCGGCGGAGGAUGGUGCGCGGCGCGCCGGGGGCUCCCCGCCGCCAGAGCCGCAGCACCGAGGCGGAGCCGUCCGCGGCCGGCAGCCGACCCCCGCAUCGGGCGCGGGGCGAGCGGCCGCGGUGAGGCGCCGAGGGCGGCGCGGGCGCAGCGGCCAUGGGGGCCCUGACCAGCCGGCAGCACGCGGGCGUGGAGGAGGUGGACAUCCCGUCCAACUCCGUGUACCGCUACCCGCCCAAGUCCGGAAGCUAUUUUGCCAGCCACUUCAUUAUGGGAGGAGAGAAGUUUGAUUCAACUCACCCCGAAGGCUACCUGUUUGGAGAGAACAGCGAUCUGAACUUUCUGGGGAACAGACCAGUUGCGUUUCCUUACGCUGCCCCUCCUCCCCAAGAACCAGUGAAGACUCUGAGAAGCCUGAUCAACAUCCGAAAGGAUACACUAAGACUCGUCAAAUGUGCCGAGGAAGUGAAGACCCCGGGGGAAGAGGCCGGCAGAGCGAAAGUCCAUUACAACGUGGAGUUCACCUUUGACACGGAUGCUCGGGUGGCCAUCACCAUCUAUUAUCAGGCCACCGAAGAGUUCCAGAAUGGGAUUGCCAGCUACAUCCCCAAAGACAACAGCCUGCAGUCAGAGACGGUGCACUACAAGCGUGGGGUAUGCCAGCAGUUCUGCCUGCCCUCCCACACCGUGGACCCCUCCGAGUGGGCUGAAGAGGAGCUUGGCUUUGACCUGGACAGAGAGGUUUACCCGUUAGUGGUCCAUGCUGUGGUGGACGAAGGAGACGAGUAUUUUGGCCAUUGCCACGUCCUGCUGGGCACUUUUGAAAAGCACACAGAUGGGACUUUCUGUGUCAAGCCCCUCAAACAGAAACAAGUAGUGGAUGGGGUCAGCUACCUACUUCAGGAGAUCUAUGGAAUUGAAAACAAGUACAACACACAAGAGUCUAAGGUGGCUGAGGAUGAAGUGAGUGAUAACAGUGCCGAGUGUGUGGUGUGUCUCUCGGACGUGCGGGACACCUUGAUCCUGCCGUGUCGUCACCUCUGCCUGUGUAACACCUGCGCGGACACCCUGCGCUACCAGGCCAACAACUGCCCCAUCUGCCGACUGCCCUUCCGGGCACUGCUUCAGAUCAGAGCCAUGAGGAAGAAACUGGGCCCCUUGUCCCCAACCAGCUUUAACCCCAUCCUCUCAUCCCAGACAUCCGACUCAGAAGAGCAUUCAUCCUCAGAGAACAUUCCACCGGGUUAUGAAGUGGUGUCUCUUCUGGAGGCCCUCAAUGGGCCCCUUACCCCAUCCCCGGCAGUCCCCCCACUCCACGUGCUUGGAGACAGACGCCGCUCGGGAAUGCUGCCUUCCUACGGCAGUGACGGCCACCUGCCUCCUGUCCGGACGCUCUCCCCCCUCGACCGCCUGUCCGACUGCAGCAGCCCAGGACUCAAGCUCAGAAACAGUCUCUCCAAGUCCAUCUCCCAGAAUUCUUCUGUGCUGCACGAAGAGGAAGAUGAGCGUUCAUGCAGCGAAUCUGAGACGCACCUGUCUCAGAGACCGUCAGCCCAGCAUCUCAGAGAGGAAUGUGGCAUCACCCCAGAAAGUGAGAACCUGACCUUGUCAUCGUCAGGAGCUAUUGACCAGUCGUCCUGCACGGGGACCCCUCUCUCCUCCACAAUUUCCUCCCCAGAAGACCCUGCCAGCAGCAGUCUGGCCCAGUCGGUCAUGUCCAUGGUGUCCUCCCAGAUCAGCACCGACACCGUCUCCUCCAUGUCCGGCUCCUACAUCGCCCCUGGCACGGAAGAGGAGGGGGAGGCUCUCCCCUGCCCCCGGGCUGCCAGCAGGACCCCCUCGGAAGAAGAAGAGGUGACACCGGCGGCGUCUCCAGACUGCAACUUUGCGGGCCUCGCCGCCGCCGCCGCCGAAGAGCAGGAUGCAGAGGGAAAUGAUGUUCUAGAAGAAGAGGACGGAUCACCCACACAAGAAGAUGGCCAGAGGACAUUCGCAUUUCUAGGUAUGGCGUGUGACAAUAACAAUGACUUUGACAUCGCCAGCGUGAAAGCACUGGACAAUAAGCUGUGCUCUGAGGUCUGCUUACCCGGUGCCUGGCAGGCUGAUGACAACGUGGUCAGUCGUCGGAACACGCAGCGCCGACGCUUAUCUUCUGGCAGCCUGGAGGACCCCGAGAACAGGCUCUGCGUGUGGGGUCCUUUGGCCAUCUGAGAGCCCUAGCCCCUGUGCCAGGGCUCUCCUCCCGUCCUCACAUCCCAUUCUGGCCUCAUGGCACCACUGACCUCCUGGGCAUCCUCAGCAAGACACGUGGAGACUUUUUAGACCCACGUGAAAGCUGGAUGCUGAGGGCACCUGCCCCUUCUCCCAGACUCAUCUUCUUCCUCAACCGUGAUCCUUCCCCUCUCAGAAGGGACCGGAAGCCUCUUUUCUCCUUGUGGGCUAAAGCCACUCAAUGAACUGCAGCUCAUGAGACCCUUUGCAGAGACUCUCUGGAAUGCUUCCACUGUAUCUUGAUCUUCAGGUGGAGCUGUGGUCCACGGACUGGUUAAUUUCUUGUGCAUCUUUUUUUCUCCUUAGGAGGUAGACCAAGAAGACUCAAGAGUUUGGGUGACUUCAUUACAAACACCCAUCUGGCAUUUUCUAGUCUCUGGGACAUCAUAACCAAUCUGAAACCUGCAAUUUGGGGUGGGGUUGGGGGAUGACUCCUGUGAGAAGGGAAAGCCGCAUUGCACUGUAAGUGGGGUUUCCCUCAAAACGCAUUAGGAGCUCCUUUCUCAAGGACAAGAAGCAGUGGCAACCAUCAGAAGGCUGGUUGGGAAAACAGUUCUUGCUUCUGGUAGCAGAGGCUGUGCCUCGUGUGUCUGUCUGCUUAGGAAGGAGGCCUUGAAUCUGAGAAUCCCUCAGUUAAAUGAUUACCUACCGGGGAGUUAUUUAUGAUCAGGUGCACUCAGGAAGGCCCGGGGCUCCAUCCUAAGGUGACACUGCAAAAGCAUUUUUGACCCCCUCUAUGUACCAGGCACUUGUUAGGAACUGUCGUAUGUUAUCACGUUUCAUCACUACCACCCUGUCAGGUGGCAUUCUUAUCCCUGCUGCCCCCGUCUCCACCCCGCUUUUCUUAAAUAGUUGAAGAAAUAGGCUGAGAGAGGGGUGGACCGGUGGUCCUCAUUUGGUGCCCAGGAACCCCAAAGGAGGUUGGGGGAAGGGCUGAGCUGGGGUCAGCGGUGGUCUGGGAGGCUCCCCACCCCGCCGGUUUUCCUCCCCUGUCCUCCAGAUCGGCUGAGCCUGGUGGGGGGAGGGGGAGGUACUGCCUUCCAUAGGCUCACUAGAGAUUUAGAGAUGUUGUUGUUCAAAUCACGUGUCCACCCCACCUCAGUCCAGUGUAGAGCAUAUAAAUAACAGCCUGAAACAGCAAGACCGUAAGCGGUUGGCUGUUCGUCUCUCAACACUAGUGAUAUCAGUGGAUUCCUCAUAGCUCUCUGAUAGAUGCAUUGUCUGCUGGCUUUUGGAAGAGGUGGUUGUGUAGUGGAGCAUGAGAUUGAGAAGCAAAGUGGGAUCCAACAGUUUGUGAGGCUGAGAUGUGACAGAGCCCUAGGCUGGGCCCACCAUGAUGGCCUGAAUUAGUAGUUGGAAUUGCUGCCCUAGACGAGCUUUUCAGGGUCCUUCCCAAGGCCUCAAAGAGAGCCCAGUGCCGGGGAUCUUUUGCACCUCCUGUGUGGCGUGUUUGCGCCGCCGGGUGGGUGGUGACCCUCACUGCCUGGUGGUUGUGCUUCACAUCCUGCCCUGGGGGUGGGCGGUGGGGGGGAGGCCUGUGGUCCUGACAGACACUGCAUGAGCCAAGCCUGAAUCUCAGCUUCUGCCUUGAGUUCCCGUGUCCACCCGCUCUGAUAUCCUGCAGUGGACUCUGCUGUUUCAGGCCCCAUUUAAUGUCCUUUCUUUCCCCGAAACAUUCUUACAGCCCCUUUCAUAUUGAACAUUCAAGCAAUAACCCCACUUCCUGAUUUCCUUGAAGUCUGAGCCUGAGAAGCACUAGGGAAGGGGGCGCUCCCUUAGCCUGGGGUGGUGGCAUACAGAUCCACCUCCUCUCCCGGCAGGUAGUAUUCACAGCGUGGUGUUACCUGAGAUGAAGGAGAUGCAGGUAAACAGUAGCCACAGUGGCCAGGAACCCUAAGAGGAAGCCACUGUCUUCACCCUUUCGGGAGGGUCUGUCUUCUCCCAGGAAGAGGCUCAGAGAGAUUCCUCAAGGCCUUGCUUCCAUAACCAAGACAUACCUGGGUGAGAAAUGGCCCUUCACUCCUGUUUCUCAGACAGUUCCUGCUCUCUCCCCCAUCCCCUUGCCUCUUUGCCCUCAUUUAGCUCUUUGGCAAGCAGAAAUAUCCCAUCCAAAAGGGCCGGGAUCGGGGAACAGGGCACAGAGCCUGGUCAGGGAAUAGGGCAGCUGCCCCAGCCAUCUUCUGGAGACAGUCAUGUUGUUAGCAGCUGACCCAGAGAGAAUGUGACGGGGCCUGGCUUCUCACACAAGGACACAGGCUAACCGGAGGCCUGGGGCUCCUUCCUGCCACACUCAGGUCGGAGCUCACCUAUGAGCUCACAUCCCGAGUGGUGUGGUGAUCCCAGCCUUCUCACAGAGCCCUUUUUCCUUCUCCUCCCCAGUCCCAUCCCACCAGAGGUCAUGCCCACGCUGGGGCAUCUCCUGGGCACAGAUCCACACACGUUAAGCCAUCUCACCCGGGGAGAGUUUGUGUCCUGUUCACCUAACCUUGGCAUGCUGGUUGCUCACUUUGCUUUAGGAUCUGCACACCUAGUGUGUGUAAGUAUGUGUGUACUGUUGUGCCAUCUGUGUACCCCUCACUCCCUGGAGUACACUCAUGGGCACACUACAGUGGGGACGUCAAGGAUGCAAUAUUUAUGGAUUGCUGCAUGAUUCUUAAAAAUGAAUAAAACUGUUCACAAGGGAAGGAGAGCUGUUAA
Molecule: messenger RNA, 5069 nt
Organism: Balaenoptera acutorostrata (minke whale)
Lineage: Eukaryota; Metazoa; Chordata; Mammalia; Artiodactyla; Balaenopteridae
Gene: RNF157
Product: ring finger protein 157
Exons: 19
Coding region: 258-2312 (684 amino acids)
Biological process (GO): protein ubiquitination
Cellular component (GO): cytoplasm
Molecular function (GO): ubiquitin protein ligase activity
Source: RefSeq, a predicted model, not a curated record